CAACUUUCACUACGACCAGCAUCAUACACCUAGCACCAUGACACCAAUUCGUCCACACCAUAAGUCGCGAAGUGGAUGCAAAACAUGCAAGCAACGCAAGGUCAAGUGCGAUGAAGAUUUUCCCAUAUGUAAGAACUGCACUAGGAGAGGGAUAGAGUGUGUCUGGAAUUCUACCUCAGGCUGCAGCACAAAAAUUCCCAGGGAAUCCGAACAACUCAGGCUCUUGAACACGGGCGCCGCUCUCUCCACAAUAACGAAGUGGCCUACUAGUAGCGCAGGUUCAUCGUACGACCUGUUGACGCUAGAAUUAAUGCACCACUAUUCUAUAUCAGCUUCCUAUUCUCUUUCUUCGGAUCCUGGCGCGUCAGGAAUCUGGAGAAGCCUCGUUCCCAAAAUGGCUUUUGAUCCUCGCAAUCACUGCCUCCUCCAUGCCAUUCUCGCUUUUUCCGCUCUUCACAUGCACGUGGAUUCCACGUCCGCCAUUGUGGAUCGAUACGCCGAAGCGGCAAGUGCUUAUUAUUACCGGGCGAAGCUCAGUUUACAUUUGACGGACAUGGAAGACACUGCCGCAGACAUAAACGCCGUCUUCGUCGCACUAACUCUCAUCGCGCGGUACGAAUUUGCCACAUCAACCGAAGUAGUUCCGCGCUCUAGCGAUUGGUAUAUUACCAUUCGUGCAAUCCGCCGUAACAUUGAAACGAACCGGACACAGACCCAAGGCAGUAUUCUGCGUUCGCUCAUAGAUUCUGUGGUACCAACACGUCUAUCUACGCCUUGGGAGGAAGAGUUCCCAUCAUCCUUGUCAACACUCUUGAGCACAUCACACUCAGCUCCGGAUGUCGAGGAGUUGUACGACGUGUCGGUGCGCACCGCCUAUAAGGAUUCGAUAUAUUUUUUGGAGCGGUCAUGGGGAACUUCAUCUAAUCAACGUGUGGGUUUAUGGUGGUAUAUGAUGUCAGCUACGUUCCUUCGUUUAUUGGCAGAGGAGAGACCCAGAGCACUCAUCAUACUGGCGCACUACUGCGUUAUGAUGAAACGUGUAACCCUGGAUGGGCCGUGGUGGGCGAAGAAGCAAUGGGGUAAUGAAGCUGCGAGAAUCAUCUCCAUGCUUGACGCGCGGUGGGCACCGUGGUUAGGAUGGCUCUCGAGUCAGUUGGAUGAAGUGCAUGAUACCCAGGUUUUUGAUGUUACGGGCGUAGAUCUUCUAGAUUGGUUCAACGGACCAUUAACGCAGGAGACAGUUAUAGGACAGACCAUUUCUAGUUUGCACUACAGUAUCGAAAGACAGUGAUUUUGUACCUGUAUGCGAACAGUGUACCAUUAAAAAGAUGAAAAAGUCCCGUAAGAAAGCCUGUAUAGUAGACGGUUGUAUA
Desarmillaria tabescens is the source of this 1373-nucleotide messenger RNA. RefSeq lists its product as uncharacterized. Gene Ontology annotation, biological process: regulation of transcription by RNA polymerase II. Gene Ontology annotation, molecular function: DNA-binding transcription activator activity, RNA polymerase II-specific; zinc ion binding. Bases 38 to 1291 code for a protein of 417 amino acids. Lineage: Eukaryota; Fungi; Basidiomycota; Agaricomycetes; Agaricales; Physalacriaceae. The transcript is spliced from 2 exons. The record is from RefSeq and is a predicted model, not a curated record.